Messenger RNA from Hydra vulgaris (swiftwater hydra), 769 nucleotides. Its product is annotated as proteasome subunit beta type-2. Gene Ontology annotation, biological process: proteasomal protein catabolic process. Gene Ontology annotation, cellular component: proteasome core complex. The record is from RefSeq and is a predicted model, not a curated record. Lineage: Eukaryota; Metazoa; Cnidaria; Hydrozoa; Anthoathecata; Hydridae.
AUAUGAUGAAUUAAUAUUAAUUCAACUUAAAUUUAUUUAUAGUUUUAAGUAUUAAAAAAUUUAUUAUGGAAUUCAUUAUUGGUAUACAAGGCGCUGAUUUUGUGUUGACUGCUGCUGAUCAAAAUGCUGCCCGCAGUAUUGUAAGAAUGAAAAGCGAUUUGGAUAAAAACUACGAAUUAGGUAAAAAUUUAAUGAUGACAGUAUGUGGAGAAUCAGGUGAUACAAAUAACUUUGCUGAAUAUAUUGCUAAAAAUAUACAACUCUAUAAAAUGAGAAAUGGAUAUGAGUUGACUCCGCAUAGUGGUGCUAACUACGUGAGAAAAACAAUGGCUGAUUUUUUACGUAGCAGGACACCAUAUCAAGUUAAUUUGUUAUUAUCUGGUUGUGAUGAUGAAGGUAGACCAGCACUUUACCACAUGGACUAUUUAGGAGCAAUGGUCAAAGUUCCUUUUGGUUCUCAUGGUUAUGGAUCAUUUUUUUCACUUAGCACACUAGACAGACACUGGAGAAGUGGUAUGUCUCGUAAUGAGGUCAUGGAUUUAAUGAAAAAUGUAAUAGCUCAGGUUCAAAAGCGCUUUAUUGUGAAUUUGCCAUCAUUUAGUAUUCGUAUAGUUGACAAGGAUGGAAUACAUGAUAUGGGAUCUUACACUCCAGAUAAAAUUUCUGUUUGAGCCAAACCCUUAAAUAGUUUUAUAGCUGUUCAAACAUUCUGUCUGAUUUUUUUGGACGGAAAGUAGACUUGCAAAGUUUUACUAGAUAUCAUUUGAGA